UUUGAUAAAGUUGAAUGAGUUUAGAUAUCAUUCUUAUUCUGUUAUAAUUGACUAGUUCGAUCUAUGUAGAAAACAGAAUCUGUUAUUUUUCAAUUUAAGGUGGUUAUUAUUGAGAUGAUAUGUAAUGAAGUCAGAAUCUUAAUCAAAAUGAGGUAUUCUGGGUUCCAUGAGGUACUUGAAUUGAUCAUGAUGUCAGAACACUAGUGUGCCUUUUAAUUUGGACAAGUUAAUCUCUCAGCACAAUCCAAAUGGAUCUGCAGAAAUUGAAUCUCGAUAAUACAAAUGAAACCGAAAACUCUUUUGUGAAGGACCAAAACUAUGCACAUAUUGAAUCUUUAUUGAGAACCCAACCAAGAGAAGUUCUAGUAAUUGGAGUAUGGGGCAUGGGCGGUAUAGGUAAGACAACCAUUGCUGCUGCUAUAUUUGAAGAGUUCUCUCCCAAAUAUGAAGUCAAUUGUUUCUUGGCAAAUGUAAGAGAAGAAUCUUCAAAGCAUGGAUUCAAAUACAUAUUCAAUAAGCUUCUUUCUGAGUUACUACAAGAAGAUAUUCAUAUUGAUACUCCCACAAUCAUAUCCUCUACUAUUAUGAGUAGAUUGAGGCACAAGAAAGCUCUUAUUGUUCUAGAUGAUGUGAAUAGUUCUGAUCUUCUUGAUAAUUUGCUCGGAGUAGGACACGAUUAUCUAGGAGUUGGUAGCAGAGUCAUUGUGACAACUCGAGAUAGGCAUGUCCUUACAUGUAGAGCCGUUGACCAUAUUCUUGAAGUCAAGGAAAUGAACUAUCAUAACUCCCUUAAACUCUUUAGCUUGAAUGCCUUUAACCAGAUCCAUCCACCUGAGAAUGGAUUCCGGGAGCGAUCGAAGAGAGCAGUUGCUUAUGCCAAAGGCAACCCUUUAGCUCUAAAGGUUUUGGGAUCGUUUCUUCGUUCCAAAAGUGAAAAUGAGUGGGACAGUGCACUAGCAAAAUUGAAAGGAACUCCUGAUGCAAAUGUUCAUAAGGUGUUGAGAUUGAGCUUUGAUGAAUUGGAUGAUGCAGAAAAGAAUAUAUUUCUUGACAUUGCAUGUUUCUUCAAAGGGGAAGAAAGAGACAAAGUAAUAAUGAUAUUGAAUGCCUGUGGUUUCCAUGCAAAUAUAGGGAUAAGAAACCUUUUAGACAAGACUCUGAUAACAAUAACCAAAAUGAAGAGAAUACAAAUGCAUGACUUGAUACAAGAGAUGGGUCAAGAAAUUGUCUGUGAAGAGUCUGCUAAAAUUCCUGGGGGAGAAAGUAGAUUGUGGAACCCUGAUGAAGUUUGUGACAUACUGAAGAAUGAUAAAGGGACUGAUGCAAUUGAAAGCAUAUUCUUGGACAUGACUCAAACCACAGAUCUACAUAUAAGCUCCAAUGCAUUCAGAAAGAUGCCAAAUCUAAGGUUACUUGCCUUUGCUGAUAGCAUUGGUCAUGGGGGAAGGAGAACUAACAAUAAUUUGUAUCUUCCAACAAAUCUUGAAUUACCUAAUAGCUUGAGAUAUAUUCAGUGGGAUGGAUAUCCAUUGAAAUCUUUACCAUCCAUUGGUUGGCCUAAAAACUUGGUUGAGAUUUCCAUGCCAUACAGCAAUGUCGAAAAACUUUGGGAUGGAGUACAGAAUUUACCAAGUUUAGAGAUAAUCGACCUUCGAGGCUCCAAGCGCUUGAUAGAGUGUCCAAAUUUCUCAGCCACCCCAAAUUUAAAAGAAGUAUGGUUCAAUUUCUGUGAAAGCUUGACUCAUGUUCACCCUUCUAUUUUCUCUCUUGAGAAGCUUGAAUUUUUAGCUGUGUAUGGAUGCAAAGAACUCAAGAGCCUAUGCAGUAGCAAUUGUUCACCUUCUCUUCAUACAGUGGUUGCCUAUAACUGCCCUAAUCUCCAAGAGUUCUCAGUCCCAAUUCUGCAUCAAGAUUCCAAAAUUCAUUUGCAUUUGAGAUCAACUCCUUUGAAAGAACUUCCACCAUCAAUUCUGCAUCUUAAACACCUUGUAAACUUCUCUUUUCCAAUUAGCAAAAAUCUUGCAAAACUUCCUGCAAAUUUUGCUAAUCAAAUCAUGCUUUCUGACAUCAGUGAACACGAGCAAGACGCGGUCGCCACUCUGCAUUCAGUACUACGCAGCCCUGUAUUCAAACAUGUAAAGCUUCUCAAAUUUGAUAAUUGCCAUAGCUUAACCGAACUCCCUGACAACAUCUCUUUGUUAUCAUCAUUAGUGAAACUAAGCUUUCAUAAAACCAAUGUCAUAGGCUUACCUGAAAGCAUUAAGUUUCUUCCACAACUCAAAGUUCUUAAAGUUUGUCACUGUGAAAUGCUGCAAUUUAUACCAGUGUUUCCACCUUCUGUUGAAUGUCUUAAGGUAUGGGAUUGUAAAUCUUUGAAGACAAUAUUGAGUUUGGAAAGUGAAACACCCAAACAACAUGCAGGUACUUUCAUAUUCCUGGACUGCAUGAAUUUGGAUGAAAAUUCAUGCAAUGCCAUUCUGAAAGAUGCUAUUGCUAGGACAAAAUGUUGGAUGGAAACAAUACUAACAAGCGAAUCAGAAGUCUCGGAAGAACAACGAGAGAAUGAAGAUCAUAAUGUGAUUAAUUUUGGGAAGAUCUGUUAUUUCUUUCCUACAAGAGGUAGCAUGCUUCAAGAGUUUUUCCAUGACUACUCUGCUCAAUCUUCAAUUAGUACUGAAGUGCCUCCAAGCUCCAAUUUGUGUGGGUUCAUUUUCUUCUUGGUUCUUUCUGGAGCACAAUCAUGCAGCACUGAUGAACUUGUUAUUAACUUUGAGUGCGAAUGUUACUUGGAAACAAGCUGGGGAGAAAGUAUCCAUGUAGCAAGUUCCGCCAUUGUCGAAUGGGACUGCGAUAUGACCUUUGGAUACCAGCUGAAUGUUAUGCAGGAUCAUGUGUUGUUAUGGUAUGAUGAAGAAUGUUCAAAGCAGAUAAUGGAAACAGUUAAAGGAAGAGAAGCUAAUACUGAAAAGAAGUCCCAUUUUAAUGCAAAGAUGACAGUUAAGUUGGUUGCUAGGCUACCAAACAAAGAGGAAGCAAUGAUAAAAGAGUGUGGCAUCCGAUGGAUAUAUUCAAAUGUGGAGGCAGGAUCAUCAAGAGAGCAGAGAUCCAAGAGAAUCAUGGAAGAUGAAGACUAGAAGUGAAAAGCACAAGGUAAUCAUCCAAAGCUCAAAUAGUUGAUUGUGAUUUUUCAUUGUAUUUGUAUGCUGUGCUUGCUGUUAUAGGUGCUAAUUGAUGUAUAUUUCAAUCAAGUAUUUGGAAUAAUAUCAAUAAAUUGCAAUUGUUGCUGCUGGAAAAGACUUGUUCUAAGGUUGUGUACCUAAAUUUUUUGGUAAGAAAUUUGAUUGUAUUCUCACCUUUCUGUUUGCUUGUUUAAUUU
This is a messenger RNA of Arachis duranensis, 3376 nucleotides long. RefSeq names its product disease resistance protein RPV1. The transcript has 4 exons. Gene Ontology annotation, molecular function: ATP hydrolysis activity; ADP binding. The record is from RefSeq and is a predicted model, not a curated record. Gene Ontology annotation, biological process: defense response. Lineage: Eukaryota; Viridiplantae; Streptophyta; Magnoliopsida; Fabales; Fabaceae. Bases 249 to 3134 code for a protein of 961 amino acids.